UGAUAUACCCAAUAAAAUUAUUUCGUAGCAGUCGGCGAAUAGUAUUUACAACUAAUAUUUUGCUACUGUUUUGACAAUUACAUACAUAAUUCGUAUUCGGGAUUUCUUAUUUGUUGAUGGCAGUAUUCUAAGAGCUGUUACAGCUCAACCAUGAGACGAUGAUGUGGUAACCGUUUUAGUCGACAUAUCAUAGUGGCUACAGUGCAACAAAAUAUGGUCGUGCGUUUCGCCUGAACAGAUAAGUGGAGAUGUGUGAGCAGACUGAAAUAAAUUACUUGGACGGAGAGGUGGUGUGGGUGAAGCUAGGGUCUUGCUGGUGGCCCGGAGCAGUGGUCGGGGCGGACAAGCUCCCCCCAGAUGUGCUGCCAUCGUUCAAGAAGCCUCCCAUAGCAGUCGUCAAGUUCUUUCAGGAAAGCACCUAUGAAUAUGUGAAAAACAUCAAUUCAAUUUACAAAUACAACUGCAGCCGCAAACAUGACUUUAUUAAAAAAGGAUUGUUAAUGUAUAGAUCCAAACAUGCCCACAUGGAAAAGUUCCCCGAAGAUGUGAGCCGAGCUGAAACUGAGACGGGAGGUGACCCGGACAUCUUGACCAGUGAAGAGUUCCAAGAAACCAAGAAGGAGAGCUAUGCGGGCAUUUUCGGCAGCGCAUCUAAGAAAGCAGGGACUCCCGGUAGAGGGAGGGGAAGGCAACCCAGUACCCCUAAGAGCACUUCUACUGCAGCUACUCCGAUAAGAAGGGUAAAUCGGGAAAAGAGUGAUUACAAGGUACAUAUCAUAGUUCAGGGGUCAAAGACUCCCAGCCAAGCUACCGAUGCCUCCUCUACGCCGUCGACGAGCCGCGCGGAGUCGGAAUCCGAAACUGUCGAAGAAAAAACUCCCAAAGCAGAUAAGCCCACUUCUACAUUUACUACACCGACCAGCGCCGCCGCGGGCGUGUAUCCCUGCACUCUAUGCGCGUUCACCACCACGCGCCUCAACGUCUUGAUCUUACACAACAAAACACACAGUGCCUCAUACACACCAUACACACCUUCGCCCAUACGCAAGAAAACUGCCGCCAAACUAUCCCCCAAGGCCACCCCGAACAAAACGCCGAAAGCGCGAAAACCGCGCAAGGAAAAGCCAGAAAAAGAAAAGGAAAAAGAAAAGCCUGUCAAGAAAUCUCAAGCACAAAAACGCGCGACUGACGAGCCCCCGGAACCCGUAGAAGUGAAGAAACCUAAGACUGAUGAGGAAAUUAAGAGUAGCCUUUUAGCGGAUUGGGACGACAUGGACGACGACGACGAUAAAUGCCCGGACCUGGCGUCGUCGCCCUCGGCGGCCGCCGUCUCGCCCGCCGAGCCCACGCCCGCCGAGCUGCCCACGCCGCCGCUCCCAGCCGCCGCCAGCAAGCCGGACGACGCACCUGUCGCCGAGAAACCGGAAUCCUCGAGCGAUUCCAAAUACGAAUUCUGCGAAGAUGAAGACUGGUCCUUAGAGGCGGACGCCGGGCGGAAAAUACCGCGGGUCAAGAAUCCCGCGAAGAGGAAAGAAAGAAAAAGCAUCAGCAUCGACGAGGAUGACGUGGCGAGAGAAGUUGCGGACCUGCUGACUAGAACCACUGUCCCUGAAUUGCCAGCGGUGCCUGAACCUUUGACCGUCGAGCAAAAUUUUCCUGAGCCUUCCAUCGUAAAGUCCCCUGACAAAAAGGCGCAACCGAUACCAGAAUCUAGUAAACCGACUGAGAAAGUCGCUCCGGAACCGCCACCGACGAAAGCAAUUUUUAAGACUAAAACAUUUUUUCGAAGUCGACAUUCUAGGAGCCAGGAUGCAAUAGGGAAGUACGUCGCCGAACAGCUGAACGCCGAAAGAAUGGACGUGGAUUCUGAAUUGAACGGUUCGGAAGUGGCGUCCUCUCCUGAAGCUAGAGAGUCUCCUCCGAUAGAACCAGUUAAAGUAGCUCGCCUGGCGCCCAAAAUACAACUCAAGAAAAUGAAAGCCGAAGCGGCACAGUUAAGAGAAAAAGAAAAAAUAAACAUGGAAUUAGCCGCGGAGGCUAAACUCGCUGCGAAUGGUGCUAAUAGUAAGUCAGAUAUAGUAAGCCACAACUUGGCGCCUCCUGAUGAGAAAGAGAUAGAAUCUAAGUCAUCACAUCAACACAAUCAGGAUUUCUUAUAUCCUACACAAGAAAUAAAACCAAUUACACAAGAAAUAAAACCAAUUACACAAGAAAUAAAACUAAUUACACAAGAAAUAAAACCAAUUACACAAGAAAUAAAACCAAUUACACAAGAAAUAAAACCAAUUAAUAAGGAAACAAACGAUAGCAAUAUACAGGAUUCACUUGCAAAUGAAAUAAAACCAAUUUAUAAGAAUAUACUUGACAAAAGAACCGAAAUGAAAGAAUUUACUAGUAACAUACACGAGCCAUUUGAAAAAGAAAUUACAACAAGUAAUAAAGAUAAAUCUGAUAAAGAAAUACAUGAACCUAUUACUAAAGUAUUAAUUAAUAUUGACACCGAAAAACUUGACGGUAAAUUAGGUAACGACAGUGAGAAACAAAUAGACGAUAAUGGCCAUACAGAAAGGAAUGAUCUAUGCGAAACACCAGAAGUUGCACAAACGCCUUGUGAGCAAUUGGUUGAACCUUUCAUGAAUGAAUCUACAGCAUCCGCUGUAGAUGCCUUAUUAAGCGUUUCUAGAGAGGCUGACAGGGUUACUAAAGUUAUAAGCGACGAUCCCCCUGAAGAUUUGUUCGAAGAUGACAAUAAAGAUAACGGAGUGAGUAAUAAUGUCAAUGGUUUUGACGAAACCAAUAAAGACAAUGUAUUUGUAGAAAAUAAACCAAUUGUUCAAGAAAUGGAGCAAAUACCAGAAGAAACCGUCUCGUCUGAAGUUUCCCUUAAACAGACAAAUGAGCAUGACAAUGAUAUCAACAACAUGCUCACUCAACAUGUUGACUUAAAUGAAACUAAUACCGAAUCCACAUGCAAUGAUAAAAUGAUAGAAGUUCCAGAAAUAUCUGAAGAAACUACUGAAUUAGUUUCAGAAACAGUAGUUGACUCCACACCAUCUGAAUCUGACCUGCAAAUAGCGGAGGCGCUGAUUAAUCUUCCAUCAACAGCUAUACAAAUUAAUGCAUCUAGUCAACAUCAACAAAACAUUAAUUUGUCAACACAUUUUGCCAGUGGUGAAUCUUUUCAGGAAGAGGUAGUUGAAAGUAUAAAUGACACUAAAGAUAAUGAUGAUACAAUGGGGGAAGCGAGAUCUGAGGACAACUCCGUAGUUGACAACUCUGUAGAACACAUAAACGAAUCUGUACUACCAUUAAGUAGCGACAGUCUGAAUUCAAGAUAUGAAACUGAAGAAGAGAAGAGUCAAAAUUUAAAUGCCGCACAAUCUCUAGUUGAAAUGUCAGAAUGUAUCGAACAUAAAAUUAAAGUUUCCGAACCCAAAAUACCUGAAGUAGACAAUGUACAUUCUAUAGACACUUUAAAUACUGUGCAGACCACUGUAAUAGAAACCAUCAAUACCGCUGAGCCAAAACUUACGCCAUCGGUUUCAGACAACAGCAAUGAUCCAAUCAGCCACACACCGAAAUUAGAAACAUCAUCUUCCAAAUUGCUUAAGAUUUUAGAAGAACCUUGUGUACCGAAAAUAAUUAGUAGAACGCCACCAAAACAAAUAGUGGUAACUGGAAAAGAGAAAAUACUUAACUUCGACGUCAACAAAGGUUCCAUUAAGAACAAACCUCAAUCGCCCAAGCAGAAGAUUAUUAUUCGUCGAAAUACGCCUAGCAAAAACAUUAUCAAUAGUAUAAACGAGUUGAGUUCUCCGGAGAACAUAAUUCUCUCUCGCACCGGCAAGACGCCGCCGGACGGCUCGGCCAUGCAGACCUACACCAUCCAGGCCACGCCUGACGCGCCUACCGAUGCCAACACCAUCAUCAUUCAACAGAAGAUACGGAAAAUUACCAAACCUGCCCCUAAAUUACAAAAACUAAAGCAGCAGUUCUCCUUGGUGGCUCCAGUCAAUGAACGGAAGCCGGUCAGCGAACCACCCGCGGCGGAUGACACCUUCUAUGAUAUCAAUUCCAUGCCCAUAGUGCUCUCCGAUGACAUCCUUACCCCAGAGAAUAUUGAGAAAAUGCCUAUCGUUAUGUCUGACGGCAAAAUAAUCACCAACCCUACUAAUCCCCCUAAACUCGUGAAAACGAAACAGAUCGAAAGCGAAAAAGUCAGCAUGAUCAGCCCGAGCAAACCCGAACUCAAAACCUUGCUAAUGAAUCCCGUGCCCGAGGUCAGUAAAGCGACCACACCUAACAUUUUAUCCAAGUCGUCCAAGCUCAGGUCAUCGAAACCGAUGUUAGUCAUAGAUAAAGCGACCGGAAAACAGAAAAUUAUUAUGACUAAAGCCGACCCUACCGUCAAGGAAAUAAAACAGUCUCCCGCCAAGUUAGAGCCGGCGGCCCCGAGCGCGGCCAAGCCGGGCAAGUUCAUCAUCGUGCCCACCGGCGGCUCGCCGCGCCCCAACCGCACGCAGAAGAUCGUCAUCGACCCCGGCACCGGCAAGGCGCACGUGCUCGUCGCCAAGGCCGAGCCCGCGCCGGACAACAAGCCCGUGUCCGCCAAGCUCGUGCCGCAGCCCGCCGACACCGGCCCCGGCAGCACCGUCAUGAUCAUCACCAACGCGCAGGGCACGCAGUCUCGCAUAGUGCUCACCCCGGAGCACGAGAAAAUACUCUUCCCCAACAAACAGCAGCCAAAAGUGUCGCAACUCAAGACCGUGACGCACCGGUUAACGACCAACUCCCCCCAGAAGACGAUCGUCACGUCGGUGGCGGCCACGAAGACCCCGCCCCCGAAAAUAGUCCCAAAAACACAAAAGAGCGCCAUCAUCACGUCCAAAGGGCAACUGAUCGUCGGCGGACGCGUCGCGACCACCGCGCAGAACAUAGCGCCGAUGCCCGAGAUACGGCCCAAGCAGCGGAUCGUCGCCAACGAACCGAAGAAACUCGCGCAGACCAUUCAGAAGAUCUCCUCGGAGCCGCUGAUCUUCUUGCAGCAGAAAUCGGGCGCGGUGAUGCAGCUCACGACGGCGCAGUUCGAGCACCUACAGCGGACCGGCCAGAUCGUGCAGAAGGCCCCCGUCCCCGAGAACAAGAUCGUCGUGCAGAAACAGAUCACGAUCCCGUCCAACGAGGCGAUCCCGCCCACGGUUCACAAGAAGAUGAGACGGCCGGCCACGAUGUCGCCGACGCCCGCGAAGAAGCUCAAGCAGGAGAUAGCGAUAGCGCCCGCUCCCGCUCCCGCCCCCGCCCCCGCGCCCGUGCCCGCGCUCACCCCGCUGUCGCACGCCGCCUACUCAGAGCUCGACAACUUCGAGGAACUGCUCCCGUCCACCGCCAUCGCGCGCGCCCCGUCGCCCGCCACGGCCGCGCCGCCCGACGCGCCGCCCGCGCCGCUCGCCGACGGCCAGCUGCUGGCCGUGCCCGGCGAGCACUUCGGCGGCCCGCCCGGCUCCUUCUACCUGUGCGUCGAGGACAACGGCUCGCUGACGCCCAUCGACAACCGGCCGCUCGUGCUGGAUAACAACCAGCUGGUGCCGAUGACGGAGCCGGCGCCGGUGCCCGAGCGGCGGGACAUCCUCGAGGCGGCGCUGGCCAAUAGCGACGUGUUCCACGACCCGCCGCGCGACGACGCGCCUUUCCGCGACCUGAACGCAAACGUGUCCGUGCACUGCCGCGUGUCGGAGACGAGCACGACCCUGCACCAGCCCAUCAUGACUCCGGUGGAGGUGCCGUCGCACGCGGACGCGGAGCCGGCCGUGUCGGGCUCGCUGGAGGACGGGCUGGCGGUGAUCGGCGUGACGCCGCACACGGUGCCGACGUCGCUGGAGCUGCCGAUCACGGUGACGGACCCGCGCAUCGCGCCUCGCGUGUCGGACCCGCUGGCGAUGCUGAACGUCAGCGAACCCGCACCGCAGCCCAUGUCGAUGCCGCUGCUUCUGGAGGAGGAGCCGGUGGGCAAGUCGCUGCCGAUCCUGACGGACGAGCCGGCGGGGUCGGGCUCGUCGGGCUCGGCGGAGGAGACGCUGUGGUCGCGGCGGCUGCUCACGCCGUGCUCGGACACGUCGGAGGCGUCGGUCGAGAUCCCGCUGCAGCCCGCCAUGCGCCUCUCCGUCGACGAUCUUGCGCAGGCCAGCUAGACGGUGCCGAGUUUUUUAUUCAUUUCGUGUUGAUAAUGUUUAUUUAUAAAUGUAAUUCGUGUUUUACAUGUGCAAUCAAUUAUGUUUGUCGUCUUUCGAUAUAUCCGUAUAGUGUGAUCGGCCGGUCGACGCGGGACGGGCCGCUCGGCUCUCGUUAUAGUUGGGCCGCCAUCGCGCAGGCGAUGUAAAAAGAACGCGAGUGUAAAUAUAUCGUUAGAGUGGUGCGACUUGCGAGUGACUUCAAGGUUCGGUCUAGCCGAACAUUAAACAUACCGGGCGCCGACGGCGUGAAUAUAUAUUUUAGUCUUAAGAAUUUACAUUUGUAAAUUUUAAUGCAUAAAUGAUAUUGUUGGAUCAUAAGAGAGUUACGUGAUCGUAUUUGUAAUAUAUAAAAGUUUAGGUAAUCAUAUUUUUUUAUAUUGUCUAACAAAUAAUGAUUUUGCGAAAGCGAUUCGAGGUGCGAACACGAAUGCCGGGCGGGCGCAGCGCGACCCGCGACUACAUGAGGUAGAGUUAAUGUUAAGUACAAUUUUGUUGAUGUAACAUUUUAAACAUAUUUAAAGCACAUUAUUGGUUUGUUCGAGUGGUCUAUGUCGGAAUCUAGAUCGGACUAAGAAGAUGAAGUCUUAGUGUAACUUCUAUGUAGUUUUAAAUAAAUAAAUUCUAAUCGAA
This is a messenger RNA of Cydia strobilella, 6860 nucleotides long. RefSeq names its product titin-like. The record is from RefSeq and is a predicted model, not a curated record. Bases 249 to 6188 code for a protein of 1979 amino acids. Lineage: Eukaryota; Metazoa; Arthropoda; Insecta; Lepidoptera; Tortricidae. The transcript has 5 exons.